AUGGGUUCGAAACCAUGCCUGUGCAUUGUUAGGGUCGACCUUGACUGUCCAGGCCAAGGCGACCGCGGAAGCUGCUGUGGCUCUGAUGCCUUCUACCGGGACACAUUCUUGGACGAAGAUCCGGUUGGAGAGGAGAGCAUCUCCAACUUUGCCUGGGAGCAAGCCCGUCUGAAGUCACUCAAAGGGCAGGUUUUCUUGGACUACACCAAAUUCUCGGCCGCGCAGGCUGCCUCCGCCUUCAAGCGCCGCCUCUCUGGAGCGCUUCCGGAGCCCUUCCCCCACAAGGAUGCCGCUGCGCCCUUUAGUGAUGGAUCGACCAGCCCGGUCAGUCCUUUCAGUCGUACUUUUUCCGACUGGACCCGGAGUUCGGACUGGCUUGGGAAGACGAUGAAAGAAUGGAAGAAAGAUGGUCUGCCGCCGAACAGUGAGCCGUACUGGAAGAAGGGUGAUGGCGCAGGGUUGGAGGUCCGCUGUGGGAGCGAUUACAAGAACAAGCGUCAGCAUAUGACUACAUCUGCUGCCCACAUGUAUCACACACUGACCGUGGAUGCCAUUUGCUCUUCAGUGCCGCUUCACAGUAUCGUCGGCAGCGCUGUCACAUCAUUGCCACCGACUUCACCAAAGAGUGAAUGGCGUUUUGGCUGCCCGCUGCCCAGGAUUCUUUGCAUCAACGUGAUGCUACCGCAUUACAACCCAAAGAAUCCCUGGGCCAAAGAUGAAGGUGGGUGCAGUUAUGUUGGAUUCUUCGAGAUCACUAACGAGACGGUGGCACAGGUUAAUAGUUCUGCGCCGCCGGCAUGUGUACGGAUGUUCCGCAAGUUCUGUGAAGGACCUGCUGGAAAUCCCGGCUGUCCUCCAGACCAUCCCGACAGGAGUGCGUACCGUCGCCGCGACACCUCAAAGCGGAAGGACAUGGAUCCAGGACUGCUCCGAGCUGCAGGAUGGUGUUUGAACCAAGCCGAGCUCGGUGUCCCAGAUUUUCUGCAUCAGUUCAAUGGCAAAUCCUUCGUUAUUGCAGACAGCGGCUACGUCAUCAAGGAUCCUCAGGGCGAAUGGUUGGAAGUGGGAUUUGAUGUUCGGAAGUUCCCUUUCCUCUUCGUGGAUGUGCUGUACAACUUCCGGGACUUUAUUCCACUGGCGAAGUGUCACUAUGGCUUCACCGUCCAGGCCGUCGAAGACGAGGAUUUGCCUGAAGGCAUCAUCUGCGAUGUGUACAUCUCCGGGAUCAGCAUCACAGAAGACCCCAAGGCCGGUCGGACAGGGCGUCUACCGCACCCACGCGGACGAGCAGUGCUGGUGGCACAUGGUCGUGAGCUGAUGAAGGUGACGAAGGGUUUUCUGACGGAGACUGGUGUGCAGAAGUGGGAAACGUUGGGCUGGGGCAGCCCUUCUUUGUCAGACAUGGCAAGCAUGGCAGACCCGGACAGCAGGAAUGUCAAGACGUGGGUGGAUGACCUUUACUCUGGCGAGGAGAAACAGAGACACCGAAGUGAGGCCGCGGCGCGCCUGGAUGCGGCGCUCGGGGGACCUGUACGGCACCUCCGAAAGCGGGAAGUCGCAGCGCGGAGAAAGUUCCGGUUUUCCAGGUGUUCGGGUAUCUGUCGGCGGCCUUGA
Symbiodinium sp. CCMP2592 is the source of this 1614-nucleotide messenger RNA. The record is from the annotation of a GenBank genome assembly. NCBI's taxonomy places the organism in Eukaryota, Dinophyceae, Suessiales, Symbiodiniaceae.